This is a messenger RNA of Bubalus bubalis (water buffalo), 768 nucleotides long. Its product is annotated as 60S ribosomal protein L7a-like. Bases 1 to 768 code for a protein of 255 amino acids. The record is from RefSeq and is a predicted model, not a curated record. The transcript has a single exon. Lineage: Eukaryota; Metazoa; Chordata; Mammalia; Artiodactyla; Bovidae.
AUGCUGAAGGGAAAGAAGGCCAAGGGGAAGAAGGUGGCCCUGGCUUCCACUGUGGUGAAGAAGCAGGAGGCCAAGAAGGUGGUCAACCCCCUUUUCGAGAAAAGGCCCAAGAAUUUUGGCAUUGGACAGGUUAUCCAACUCAAAAGGGUCCUCACCUGCUUCGUCAAAUGGCCCCGCUACAUCCAGCUGCAGCAGCAAAGGGCUAUUCUCUAUAAGCGGCUGAAAGUGCUUCCUGCAAUUAACCAACUCACCCAGGCCUUGGACCGACAAACAGCUACUCAACUACUUAAGCUGACCCACAAGUACAGUCCAGAGACGAAGCAAGAGACAAAGCAGAGGUUGCUGGCCCAAGAGGAGAAGAAAACUGCCAGCAAACUGCCCACCAAGAGGCCACCUGUCCUUCGCGCAGGGGUCAACACUGUCACCACCUUGGUGGAGAACAAGAAUGCUCAGCUGGUGGUAACUGCGCAUGACAUGGUCCUCCUGUGCUCAAAGAUGGGGGUUCCCUACUGCAUCAUCAAGGGGAAGGCCCGGCUGGAGCGCCUGAUCCACAGGAAGACCUGCACCACUGUGGCCUUCACACAAGUCAACUCGGAGGACAAGAGUGCCCUGGCUAAGCUGGUGGAAGCCAUCAGGACCAAUUACAACGACAGAUAUGAUGAGAUCCACCGUCAGUGGGGAGGCAAUGUCUUGGAGCCAAAGUCAGUGGCUCUCAUCACCAAGCUGGAAGAGGCGAAGGCCAAAGAGCUGGCCACCAAACUGGGCUGA